CUGUGCUGUGGGAGGAGGAACGAAGGGAAGGAGAGGAGAAGGGGCCGCUCCCGAGUUCCCCUCGGAACGUGUGCAUGUGCGCUUGUGUUUUCAGCACAAGCUUGGAGCGACAUGACGGCAGCGGCGACGUCCAAGUCCGGCAAGAUGGGUAGCGGCACCAAGGCGGCGCUGGUUGUUCUGGCCCUGUGGUCCGUCAUCUCCCUGGUGGUCAUCGUGGUGUGGUCCACAUCUCCGGACCUGAAGAGCUCGGCCCGCUGCCGCCAGGACCUGCGGGAGAGCCAGGAAAAGAUCUUGGGUGCCGAGGCGCUGUGCGUGCAAGACAAGGACGAGCUGGAGCGGCGGCUGGCGGAGGCGCACCAGCAACUCCGGCACCAGGAGGCUGCACUCGCUCUGCUCGACCAGCGCUUGCGACACACCAACCAGACCCUGAACGCCUGCUACACGCGUGAGGCAGUCCUUAUGGCCAACAUUAGUGUGGUGCGGGAGGGGGCGGAGCUUCUGCAGCGUGCUCAACUCAACUUGACCAAUCAGCUGCAGCGUCAAGAAGACCACGUGGAGACGCUGCAGCACAACUUGACUCAGAGCGACCAUCUCGUGGCAGCUUGCUCCAGCCUGAAAGCGGCCGCCGACAACCACGCCGCCGCCGCGCACAUUCAGACGCGUGCUUGCGAGGCCAAGCAGGAGUUUCUGCGCAAACAGCUCGUGAAGUGUCAAAAGGCGGCGGCGGCGGCGGCGGAAGCCCCUCCCCCUUCGCCCCAGAACCCGGCGCCACCUGAGUCCCGGUCCGGUAGGCUGUGCACGGCGCCCACCAUUGUCGCCUUGCUGUUCGGCUCCCGCCUCCUCGUCAACUGAGGGAACCUGACGCAGGAACCCGAGCACUGUGGUUCGAUAACGGGUGGACCCUGGAGAGACUAUACACUGCUGUACAAGAACACGCGCGCGCACACUCACACAUAUACACACACAUAUAUACGCACACACACGUACACGUGUACACACACGCACUGCUGUUUUUGAGAAGAUGUGGACACAUUACUGCCACCAGAGGUCGCCGCUAAUUAGCCGAAACCGUUGAAGUCACGCUGAGUAUUUAUUUCAAAGCGCUCACUACACAAACUGUCGUGUCUCUGCUUCAUCCCCAAGCACGCCGUUUGCUCACCCAUCCCGCGCUGGGCUGCCGCAAUUUCUCAUGAUCGCAGAUAAGAAUAGCCAUGUCCCUACCGUGGCUAAUAAAGACAUCUUAAACAA
Messenger RNA from Syngnathus typhle (broad-nosed pipefish), 1248 nucleotides. RefSeq lists its product as uncharacterized. NCBI's taxonomy places the organism in Eukaryota, Metazoa, Chordata, Actinopteri, Syngnathiformes, Syngnathidae. The transcript has 5 exons. The coding region runs from base 112 to 852 and encodes 246 amino acids. The record is from RefSeq and is a predicted model, not a curated record.